Messenger RNA from Pan troglodytes (chimpanzee), 3077 nucleotides. It is a transcript of the gene CBLN4, whose product is annotated as cerebellin 4 precursor. The transcript is spliced from 3 exons. Gene Ontology annotation, cellular component: synapse. The coding region runs from base 1351 to 1956 and encodes 201 amino acids. Gene Ontology annotation, molecular function: protein binding. The record is from RefSeq and is a predicted model, not a curated record. NCBI's taxonomy places the organism in Eukaryota, Metazoa, Chordata, Mammalia, Primates, Hominidae.
UGGUCCGCCCCAAGGCUUCCCUGAGCUCGCCAGGCCCCAGGGCUGUGUGGGGCGGGCUCCCGGCCAGGCGCGGUCGGGACGCCCGCCGGUCCCCAGGUUCGGGGCAGCGCGCAGCGCGGGUCCGCGGCGGCUUAUCCUUUCUCGCGACCCGGCCUGGCAGCGCCGCGCUCCGCUCGGAGGGCACUCGGCGGCAGAGUCCCGCGCUGGGGAGGGGUGAGGGGACCAGCCGCCUCCUCUGCGGACUCAGAUCGAGCAGGAGAGAGUGGGCGCGGAGCUGGGGCCAGCGCAGGGCCGUGGGCUCCUCUCUGGGCACGCAUCCUUUACGCCACGCGCUUUCAGGGGCUGAGGGGCCUCGAACCUUGCCAAUCACCAGUGCUGUGCACCCCGCUUGCUUUGGGGUGCGUUAAACGUCAGGAGAGAGCUGCUCAGAUGGGGUCACCAGACGCCUUCUCCCCCUUUUCCCGGAGCCCGCGGGUUGCGCGAUAAGCCAACCCAGCCGGACGCUGCGCUCCUAUAAAUAGAGCGCGUGUGCCCGCUUCGCGCUCUCCGGGCUGCGCGAGGGACGAGAAAGUUGUGCGCAGGGACUGGGGGCGGGAGGCCAGGCAGGAGAGGACCCCGCCGGACCAGCUGCCCUGAACGCAGCGCCCGGCGCCCUGGACCUGAUCCUGCGAAUCCGCGCUUUCGGUGCGAGGGACCUGGCUAGCCGCUGCCUCCCUCCCUACCUCUGGGUGACACCAGGUUUGGGGGAUUUUUUUGACCAAGCGAAAGUGGGAGUCGCUGGCGUCCUGGCCAUGAACACAGCCUCGCGUUCUUCUCAGCCUGGGAAGGACCUUCUGCCUCAGUAACUCGUCCCUGCCGCAAGCCAGACAGGACUGGCACCCGCGCCGCUGGGCACCCGCCACCCUUGUGGCUUCUCUUUGAGUCCCCUCUUUUUGUUCCUGCUCCGUGGUUUAGCUGGUGGUGCUUGAGUUUGGGGUGAGAAUUUAUUAUUAUUAUUAUUUUUUACUUUGAGGUGUGAAUGUGAGGGUUUGAUGACUUUUAGAUGUCUAGGAACAAGAGUGGGUGCAGGGGCCCCAGGCAGGGCUGAUUCUUGGGCGGAGGAGAGUAGGGUAAAGGGUUCUGCAUGAGCUCCUUAAAGGACAAAGGUAACAGAGCCAGAGAGAGAGCUCGAGGGGAGACUUUGACUUCAAGCCACAGAAUUGGUGGAAGUGUGCGCGCCGCCGCCACCGUCGCUCCUGCAGCGCUGUCGACCUAGCCGCUAGCAUCUUCCCGAGCACCGGGAUCCCGGGGUAGGAGGCGACGCGGGCGAGCACCAGCGCCAGCCGGCUGCGGCUGCCCACACGGCUCACCAUGGGCUCCGGGCGCCGGGCGCUGUCCGCGGUGCCGGCCGUGCUGCUGGUCCUCACGCUGCCGGGGCUGCCCGUCUGGGCACAGAACGACACGGAGCCCAUCGUGCUGGAGGGCAAGUGUCUGGUGGUGUGCGACUCGAACCCGGCCACGGACUCCAAGGGCUCCUCUUCCUCCCCGCUGGGGAUAUCGGUCCGGGCGGCCAACUCCAAGGUCGCCUUCUCGGCGGUGCGGAGCACCAACCACGAGCCAUCCGAGAUGAGCAACAAAACGCGCAUCAUUUACUUCGAUCAGAUCCUGGUGAAUGUGGGUAAUUUUUUCACAUUGGAGUCUGUCUUUGUAGCACCAAGAAAAGGAAUUUACAGUUUCAGUUUUCACGUGAUUAAAGUCUACCAGAGCCAAACUAUCCAGGUUAACUUGAUGUUAAAUGGAAAACCAGUAAUAUCUGCCUUUGCGGGGGACAAAGAUGUUACUCGUGAAGCUGCCACGAAUGGUGUCCUGCUCUACCUAGAUAAAGAGGAUAAGGUUUACCUAAAACUGGAGAAAGGUAAUUUGGUUGGAGGCUGGCAGUAUUCCACGUUUUCUGGCUUUCUGGUGUUCCCCCUAUAGGAUUCAAUUUCUCCAUGAUGUUUAUCCAGGUGAGGGAUGACCCACUCCUGAGUUAUUGGAAGAUCAUUUUUUCAUCAUUGGAUUGAUGUCUUUUAUUGGUUUCUCAUGGGUGGAUAUGGAUUCUAAGGAUUCUAGCCUGUCUGAACCAAUACAAAAUUUCACAGAUUAUUUGUGUGUGUCUGUUUCAGUAUAUUUGGAUUGGGACUCUAAGCAGAUAAUACCUAUGCUUAAAUGUAACAGUCAAAAGCUGUCUGCAAGACUUAUUCUGAAUUUCAUUUCCUGGGAUUACUGAAUUAGUUACAGAUGUGGAAUUUUAUUUGUUUAGUUUUAAAAGACUGGCAACCGGGUCUAAGGAUUAGAAAACUCUAAAGUUCUGACUUCAAUCAACGGUUAGUGUGAUACUGCCAAAGAACUGUAUACUGUGUUAAUAUAUUGAUUAUAUUUGUUUUUAUUCCUUUGGAAUUAGUUUGUUUGGUUCUUGUAAAAAACUUGGAUUUUUUUUUUUCAGUAACUGGUAUUAUGUUUUCUCUUAAAAUAAGGUAAUGAAUGGCUUGCCCACAGAUUUACCUUGACUAUGAUAUCAUCGACAUGACUUCUCUCAAAAAAAAGAAUGCUUCAUAGUUGUAUUUUAAUUGUAUAUGUGAAAGAGUCAUAUUUUCCAAGUUAUAUUUUCUAAGAAGAAGACUAGAUCAUAAAUCUGACAAGGAAAAAGUUGCUUACCCGAAAUCUAAGUGCUCAAUCCCUGAGCCUUGGCAAAACAGCUCCCCUCCGAGGGAAAUCUUAUACUUUAUUGCUCAACUUUAAUUAAAAUGAUUGAUAAUAACCACUUUAUUAAAAACUUAAGGUUUUUUUUUUUCCGUAGACAUGACCACUUUAUUAACUGGUGGUGGGAUGCUGUUGUUUCUAAUUAUACCUAUUUUUCAAGGCUUCUGUUGUAUUUGAAGUAUCAUCUGGUUUUGCCUUAACUCUUUAAAUUGUAUAUAUUUAUCUGUUUAGCUAAUAUGAAAUUCAAAUAUCCCAUAUCUAAAUUUAGUGCAAUAUCUUAUUUUGUCUUUUGUAUAGGUCAUAUGAAUUCAUAAAAUUAUUUAUGUCUGUUAUAGAAUAAAGAUUAAUAUAUGUUA